Messenger RNA from Oppia nitens, 1133 nucleotides. RefSeq lists its product as uncharacterized. Bases 62 to 1069 code for a protein of 335 amino acids. The record is from RefSeq and is a predicted model, not a curated record. The transcript is spliced from 2 exons. NCBI's taxonomy places the organism in Eukaryota, Metazoa, Arthropoda, Arachnida, Sarcoptiformes, Oppiidae.
UAAAGUUUUUAAAGUUUAAGAGAACAUUUAGAUAGAGAAAAAAAACUUUACAAAUAAAAUAAUGAAAUUAUUGUUAAUAUUAGGUUUUGUUGGUGUUAUUUGCUGUGCAACACUAGUUAAACGUGAUAUCAAAGAUGAUCUGUUGAAAAAAGCCGUAGAAUUGGAGGCGAAAGCGGCCGAAGAGGUCAAGAAACUUGAGGCCGAGGGUCGCAAACAUGAAGCGGAAAUGCUUAGCCGUGAGGCUAAUGUACUCAAACGUGUGGCCGACGAACUAGAGAAAGCUACCGACCAGAAACAAAUUGAACACUUGGAACGGGAACUGCAGUUUAUUGAGCACCGAUUGGACGAAAUUAUUAAACACGACGAACGCACACACCCUCCGCAUCCGACACAUCCGACAGCGCCGCCGACUACCAGUGCGCCUCAAAUAGAUAAGCGCGAUAUCAAAGCCGAACUGUUGAAACGGGCCCAAGAGUUAGAGGUGAAAGCCGAAGCCGAGGCCAAAAAACUGGAAGCCAAAGGCGAACAUAGAGAAGCCCAACAGCUCAGACACGAGUUAGCCGAACUGAAACGGUUGGCCCACGAAUUGGAAGUCGGAACCGACGUCCGAGUCAUUGAACAUCUGGAGGUUCGGCUACUGGAACUGGAGAACCACAUUGAAGAUAUCAUACGACGCGAUGAACAAACUAGACCACCGCAUCCGACACAUCCGCCCAAACCCACUGACACACCAGCACCGACUGGAUCAUCCUAUAUACAGAAGCACAACGAUAUCAAGGAUGACCUAUUAAAACGGGCAGCCGAUGUUGAAAAGUUGGCAACCGAUGAAAUUAAGAAACUAGAAUCGGACGGCCGUAAACACGAGGCCCAACUACUCAGUCAUGAAGUUGAAGCCGUCAAACUAGUGGCCAAACGGCUGGCAGAGGCCAAAGAACAACACGAAAUCGAUCGGUUGGAAGUGGAAUUGUUGGUCAUCGAGAAUCGGGUAAUUGAAUUGAUUAAACGCGAUGAACGCACACCCAAACCGCAUCCCACAAAACCCGCACCGUCUACUACUAAGGCUUAUUAAGUCUUGUCUAUAUUGUUAUUAUAGUUUAAACUUUAAAACAUUUAAAAAAUAAUACUUUAUUAAU